AGUAUUUAACUGGUGCAAAGGGAACACACUUGCAAGUGUCUCCUGUUGACAUGACAGAUUCUCCUGUUAGUUCACACAAUGUUCAAAAGGCACAAGUCCCUUGCUUCAGAUCGCAAGAGACAAUUAUUUUCCCAAAGAGCAACACGGUCCCUUCUGAAGAAUGAUAUGAGAAAUUUUCACUGCUUGUCGCAACUUGUGCUCUCAGCAGGCCCGCUGAAACUAAUUCCAGCAGUCAAACGUCCAAAAACUGCUCACUUUGAGAUUGAAAUACUUGAUGCUGAAACAAGAAAACAGAUAUGUAUUGUGGAUAAGGUGACACAAACAUCUACUAUUCAUGAUGUUAAACAAAAAUUUCACAAAGCAUGUCCAAAGUGGUACCCUUCUCGAGUUGGCCUGCAGCUAGAAUGCGGUGGGCCUUUUUUGAAGGACCAUGUCAGCAUUCAAAGUGUUGCCACUUCCUCCAUUGUCACACUUUAUUUUACUGACCUUGGUCAACAAGUCAGUUGGACCACAGUAUUUCUGGCUGAAUACACAGGACCACUGCUAUUAUACCUUCUCUUUUAUUUGAGGAUUCCAUAUAUAUAUGAUGUGAAAGAAAGCUCUAGAAGAUUUCGCCACCCAGUGGUACACUUGGCUUGCUUCUGUCAUUGUAUGCACUACAUUCGAUGUCUUUUGGAAACUUUAUUUGUCCACAAAGUUUCUGCAGGACAUACACCUUUGGAAAAUUUGAUAAAGGGUUGUGCCUUUUAUUGGGGAUUUACUUCUUGGAUUGCCUACUACAUUAAUCAUCCAUAUUAUACACCACCAUCAUUUGGAAACAGGCAAGUCACAGUAUCUGCUAUCAAUUUUCUGAUUUGUGAAGCUGGGAAUCACUUCAUCAACGUAAUAUUGGCUCAUCCUAAACAUACAGGAAAUAACGCCUGUUUCCCAAGUCCAAAUUAUAACCCCUUCACAUGGAUGUUUUUCCUGGUUUCAUGCCCUAACUACACCUAUGAGAUUGGAUCAUGGAUUAGUUUUACAGUCAUGACACAAACACUUCCAGUUGGGAUUUUUACACUUCUGAUGAGUAUCCAGAUGUCUUUGUGGGCACAAAAGAAACAUAAGAUUUAUGUAAAGAAAUUCAAUUUGUAUAUGCAUAGGAAAUCAGCAAUGAUUCCAUUUAUAUUGGACAAGUUUAAUGUUCUCAUCAGCCAUAUCAACUGGAGAACAGUAUGAAGAUGCUGCCACUUUACAUCCAAAUUUUCAUACUUCAUUUACUGAUGGAUUCAUUUGUGGAAUUGAAUGUUGGAUUUGGGCAAGCAGUAAGAGAAGAGAAGGGCACAAUGCAGCCUCUGCUUUUUUAGAUAGUUUGCUUAUUUAGGAGAUAGAAUAAGUUCAACUGUAACUGAAAUUCUGCAUAAUUGUUUACUUAACUAUUGUGCUAAACUUUAAAUAUUCUUUAUAAUAUGUAUGCAUUAGAAUAUUACAGCAGAUUGACUACCGUGAACUUGAAACUUCCACAUGCAUGGAAGCCAUUUUACUCUCAGCAAAAGCACACUAUUUCUCCUCUUAAACCAUCCCACAUUUCUUUUUGACAUUUACAAAUAUGCCUCUUCCUGUUAUGAUUCUCUUGAACUUUCUGGAAUUUUUGUUGUUUUGUUGUCAUUAUUGCCAUUUUUAUACUUCUUUAAUGAUCAAAGUUUCUUAAAAAUUGUUUCUCAAUAAGUGUGCCUAAAGAUAUACAAUUGUCAUCCAUCUAAUUUGUUAUGCAUUGUGUCACUCAGAAAAACCUAAACACUGUCCCCUGCCUGCAAGAGACUGCAAAUCUCUGAAUUAAGAUCAAAUCAACAAUUUGCAUUCUUGCAAUUUAGAAAUCAUUUUAUUUUAAAGCCUUGCUGGUAUAUCUCAAAUAGUUUUAAUAUUAAA
Cynocephalus volans (Philippine flying lemur) is the source of this 1905-nucleotide messenger RNA. RefSeq names its product trans-2,3-enoyl-CoA reductase like (gene TECRL). Lineage: Eukaryota; Metazoa; Chordata; Mammalia; Dermoptera; Cynocephalidae. The coding region runs from base 79 to 1215 and encodes 378 amino acids. Gene Ontology annotation, biological process: very long-chain fatty acid biosynthetic process. The record is from RefSeq and is a predicted model, not a curated record. Gene Ontology annotation, molecular function: oxidoreductase activity, acting on the CH-CH group of donors. The transcript is spliced from 13 exons.